AGUUUGAGGCAAAGACUCAUCCUCCGAUUCGCUGCCUACGUUGCAUGAUUGAGCGAUAUAAUUUUUUGCACACAGUGGCAAGAUAGUAUGUUAGUCUUCACUGAACAGUGGUCUAUGAGGGUGACUAUUGCAUUAGUUGAACCAGUAGUGUACUUCAUGAAGUUCUAAGGCGAUUUUCAACGAAAGUAUUAUGUAUCUCCUGAUUGUUACCUAUGAGGAUUAAAACUGUAAGUGAUCUUUCUUCUUUUAUUUAACUGGUAUAUUAAUCCAUACUAUCAGAUUAAUAUUGGGCAGUAGUACCAUUACCAUUCAAUAUCUCGAUUUUUUCUAUAGAGUAGAUGUGAAAACCAAACUAUUUAUUCACACCGUUAUACUGCCACAGUGUUUAGUCAAACUAAAAGAUCUAUAUAACACAUUGUCAGUAUUCAAUAGAACGAUGUUACUGUUAACCACAGCCCUAGUACAUGGGUCUGAUGGAUAUAUUUGAGCAUAUUUGAUGCAUAUUAUUUCCAAUUCGAGAGAAAACAGUAUUUUCAAUAUUGUGGACUAUUUUUAUGGAGCUACAUCUUAUAAUAUUCGUGGCAUCUUAAGAUCCAGUGAUCGUCUUCCCCAGUAUGCUUUUUGACUGCAAGUCCUGCAACUGCUGCACUGAGCUAUAUUAGUAAUGUUCAACACUAUAUUCAACCAUUCUUGCAGUCAAAUUUUCGCAAUCUUGUUUCCAGGUUAUGCGGGAUUCAUAGUGACUGCUUGGAACAGUUUCAUACAGAGAGUUAUCAGUGGAGAGUUUUGGUUCGACUUGUAUUUGACCUUAUACAGAUGGCUGAGAAGUUGCAUUCUCGAUUUCUCCAAUCUUAAAGAACUCUUCUUUCCUAAACGCUUCUACGAACAGAAACCGUUUGAUUUGCUAAGUCUCCUGAAACUUCUGUGAUGAAGAUGAUAUUGAAGUAACCAUGUUGAUCUGUUCUGGCCUAACAUAUUCUCUCAAUGCUGUCAAAAAUUCUGUCCUUAUGCUAACUCAUGUAUAUGUUAUGCGUGUUGGAAAUAAAAGCACACAUCUUUA
Heterobilharzia americana is the source of this 1060-nucleotide messenger RNA. The record is from the annotation of a GenBank genome assembly. Lineage: Eukaryota; Metazoa; Platyhelminthes; Trematoda; Strigeidida; Schistosomatidae.